Messenger RNA from Trypanosoma brucei brucei TREU927, 2052 nucleotides. RefSeq names its product pumilio-repeat RNA-binding protein. The record is from RefSeq and is a predicted model, not a curated record. The transcript has a single exon. NCBI's taxonomy places the organism in Eukaryota, Euglenozoa, Kinetoplastea, Trypanosomatida, Trypanosomatidae. Gene Ontology annotation, molecular function: mRNA binding. Gene Ontology annotation, cellular component: cytoplasm. Bases 1 to 2052 code for a protein of 683 amino acids. Gene Ontology annotation, biological process: post-transcriptional regulation of gene expression.
AUGGGCAAGAAGGGAACGCUACAGCGCUCACAGCAGCGGCAGGUGCGUCACACACGUGAGAAUCGCGAGCGAAAGUCAAUAGUUGCGAAAGCCGUGCGGCGGGGCGACUUUGCCGCCACCACCGAACGACUUGUGAAACGCACAACACCGCAAAGGGCUGCCGUGUCGGAGGAAAAGAAGGCGCUGCUCAUUGCCCAAUUCGCUCAGGCUUGUAGGCUUCCUGCUGCAUGCGAUGAUCUUUGCUCACUUUUACUCUGCGAGACCAGCGCGGGAGAAGAGCAGGCCGGAGUAUCGCGCAAGCGACCGCGAGAUGACGGGAAACUCGACGAAGAAACCUUGAGCCACAUUUUAGAUGUGUUUAUUUCCCUUGAUCGCCAGGCGGCUACAACAGACGAGGAUGAAGGUGAAGAACCGCUCACACUUCUUGAGGAUCUUGUACAAGACGAGUGCGGUGGUCGUGUGGUGUGUGCUCUGUUGAACGCGUUGGGCGCUCCAAGCUGCGAUGAAAAGAGGAAGUUGAUGGUACUUGAUGUUGUGAUGCGUCUGUUCGAAGAAAAUGAGGCCCUCCACGAGCAUUACGUUGCAUGCAAGGUGAUGAGUUCGUUGGUGCUGAAUGGAGACCACGAAAUUCAGCGAAGGGCUUUGCACGUUUUGUGCCAAGGGGCCGAGACACUAGACUUGAUACAAGUGAAACUCCGCAACCGCCACACAGCCGUUACCAUCCGUCGGCUCAUCGAGCGCUUUCCAACCGAAACGGUAAGUUGGCUUAAGGAUGCCUUGGGCCUCGUCGAAACCAGCGGCGGGGGUGGGAAAAAGAAGCAGGGGAAGACGAAUGAGCAUAAGGAUGGGAAACAGGAUGUGCUGCUUUACCUUGCCAAUGACCCCGUAGCUUCACCAGUCAUGCGAACUUUCAUCCUUCAUUGUCCCAGCCGCGCCGCCGUCCUAAGAGGCAUUGACGUUGCGGCGCUGCUUGGUAGCAAACGAGGGUGCAAGUUUCUGCAGGAGAUUCUAUCGCAUGACUUGACAGAGCUCGCGUCUAACGAGGCUGCGGAGAUAUUUAAUGUUGUGUUAUCGGCUUGUGAAGCAAACAUUGUGGAAAUGUGCAGCUCGGGUGAUGCCAACUUCGUGGUUCAGGCCGCUAUUUCCCUUAUCCCACACACCGGACAAAAGGAAGCGGUGACAAAUUUUAAACACCUUCUGCAAUUGUUGGGCCCACAGUUAUCCUCAUUGGUGGACCAUCCCAUUUCUGUGCACGUAGUUGUUUGCGUCGUCGUGACGGCCAAUUCACUACCCAACAAGGCUAUAGUUGAGGAGGUUGCAGCGAUGCUCGUCAAACGAAGUAAUGUGGGGGACUUGUUAAGUGAUGCACGAGGAAGUUUGGUCGUGCGGAAGCUUCUACCACUAUGCAAAGUUAAGGAGUCUAAAGUAGGAGAAUUACUCGUCAGUGCCAUCGAACGCGACAUCACAGCCUUGAUGUAUGACUCCAUUGGAAAUGUGAUGGUUCAAGAAUAUAUUAAAGUGUUUGGGGCGGAGAAAAUUGCCCGUAGCCUAAUUAAGGCCGAUGAGCUGCUACGUAUGUGCCAGCAUGUCUACGCCUCCCAUGUUGUGGUGUGUCUGUUUGACCAUGUGGGAGCCUCCACGCACACGGCUCUUUGCAACGCUCUCCGGGCACACGUCGUGACACUCACUAGGCACAACAAUGGACGAUUUGUAGUGGAGAAGGCCAUCCCCGCUAGUCGCGACAUCUGCGAUGUGUUGCUUCGUAACUUCGUCUCGCUUGCAUGUGAAAAAGGCUCUCAGCAUGUCUUGUGUACGCUAAUGGCCAGUUUGGAUCAGCAAGGCAAGGGUCGUGUGGUGGAACUUGUGCUUUCUGGUCUGGCUCAAAUGGCGACGCAGCAGAGCAGCUCCAUUGUCUUACAAAAGCUCCUGCAGAUGGAUGACUUGCUGCUGCAAAAAGUGAGAGAGAAACUGAAGCAGGACCCGCGGCUUCGAAACAACCUCGCACAAAAUUUUUAUGGAAAGUUCGUUGUGCAGAUAAGUGAAUCCACAUGA